Molecule: messenger RNA, 1445 nt
Organism: Lepisosteus oculatus (spotted gar)
Lineage: Eukaryota; Metazoa; Chordata; Actinopteri; Semionotiformes; Lepisosteidae
Gene: vwc2
Product: von Willebrand factor C domain containing 2
Biological process (GO): negative regulation of BMP signaling pathway
Cellular component (GO): AMPA glutamate receptor complex
Molecular function (GO): protein binding
Source: RefSeq, a predicted model, not a curated record
CCGCGGCAGUUCCUUAAACAGAACGGAGCUUGCUGCAUUCACAGAAUUCUCUCUGCAAGAGGUAGAAGUGCUGUCUUUGGCAUCCGCAAGCCCUGGAAUCGGUCAGAUGAACAGGAGAAUAUUAUAAACCUAAAAGGAAUCCGACUCAUGUGUCUAUAAAAUAUUUGGAGUUUUCCCUGAAAGGGGUUGGUUAUUGUUGCAGCCUGAAGUUGUAAGUGGACAGUUUCGGGGUUUUAAUUUGCCUGUCAAAAGUACUGCCGGAAUUGGACUGUGAACCAAAGAGCAUCCUGCAGGACAGGACUUUGGUCUUUACAAAAAGAACUGAGGAAGUCCCAGAAUAACAAACGCUGCUUACAGAUGUGGUUGGGAAAGUUUGUGAAAGAGACAUACAGCACGAUAAGUAUACAGUGCAUGUUGGGAUAUGACGAUGGUGAUGUGAUUUGGUGAAGUGAGCAUCCUCACCCCUGUGGGUGCUGGAGAACAAUGCGGCAUUCUCUUGCCAUGACGAUUGGCAUUCUUUCUAGAGCCCUUCUAUUUAUGUGUUGCCUGAUGGGUGUCCUCUGCAAUCCCACAAUCCCCCUGCAAAUGAGCCAGGAGAGGCUGGAGCGUGCCUUGACUCAAAGUAAAGAGGACCAAGCUUCCAAAAGUGGGCUAAGCCAGGCCACUCAGGAACGUCUGGAGGAGAUCAGCAGAAUGGGAAGAGAUGAAGUGAACAAGCAGGGAAAGACCAAAGGGAACAAGACUAGCUUUAGCAAAGGAAGAAUGGGGUGGAGUAGUCAGGACACUGGGUCCAAAAGUGAGAAACAACAGGAGCAGCAAGAGGUAUCCCUAGAACAAAUGGAUGAGGGCCCCACCAGUGAAUCCAAUGUAACCCCUGACAGUCUAGAUGAGUACGCCUACCCUGACUAUCGUGGCAAGGGUUGUGUGGAUGAGAGUGGCUUUGUGUUUGCCAUCGGUGAGAAGUUUACUCCAGGCCCAUCCACUUGCCCUUGCCUGUGUACUGAAGAAGGGCCACUAUGUGCCAAACCGGAGUGCCCCAAAGUCCACCCCCGCUGUAUCCGAGUGGACACCAGCCAGUGCUGCCCACAGUGCAAAGAGAGAAAAAACUACUGCGAGUUCCGAGGAAAAACCUACAAGUCCCUUGAGGAGUUUAAGGUGUCUGCCUGUGAGAAGUGUCGCUGUGAGUCCAGUGGUGAAGUGCUGUGCACAGUGUCUGCCUGUCCACAGACUGAGUGCGUCGACCCUGAGUAUGAGCCUGACCAGUGCUGCCCUAUCUGCAAAAGUGGACCAAACUGUUUUGCGGACAACGCUGUGAUACCAGCUGGCCGAGAGGUGAAAAUUGAUGACUGCACAAUUUGUUACUGCACAUAUGAGGAAGGCACGUGGAGGAUUGAGCGCCAGGCUACCUGCAGCAAAAACGAAUGCAAGCCAAGCUAGAAGGCAGG